Molecule: messenger RNA, 1062 nt
Organism: Effrenium voratum
Lineage: Eukaryota; Dinophyceae; Suessiales; Symbiodiniaceae
Source: the annotation of a GenBank genome assembly
GUGCAGCUGGAACUGGUCGGAACCGCCUUUUUGGCCGCGGCCAUGGAACGCGCCAUGGAAGGCUACAGGAAGGAGAGAAAAUGGGCGCUUUGUGCCAUUUUGACGCCGUGCGCCGCCUUUGUUGGUGCACAGGUGAGCUGCGGCUUCCGAGAGGUGGCCCCGAAGAGGGCGCGCAUUCAGCGGAGAGCUGAUCCAGAUCUGGGCUCGAUUUACAUCGAGCCAAUGGACGUGGAGCCCUCCUUCGCUUGGUCCCGCAUCGCGGAAGUGCAGCAACGCCUCCGGAGUUACACCGACUUGAAGUACAACCAACGACCGGCCGUGGACAACCCUGCCUUGCUCUGGUGGUUUCUCAGAGAUCGACGGCUAGAUGUGAACGAGGCCACCGAGAAGCUGGUGAAGUGCCUGCGAUGGCGCCGGGCCUUUCGUGUGGAGUAUCUGGGCCCGGACAUGUUCGUCAAGGAGCUGCGCUCGGGCAAGGGCUAUGUGCAUCAGCACCCGGACAUCGCGGGGCGGCCGGUGAUGGUGGCUAUCGCCCGCAGGCACUCCAUCUUCCACCGGGAGUUGCUCGAAAGCUCGCGGAUGUGCACCUGGAUGCUGGAGACCACGCUCCAGAAGCUGUCCAUGCUGGAGCCCCCCCGGCCUGGCGACUCGCACCAGGAGAUGGAGCCGGAGCAAGCCCUUGGCAUCUUCGACCUUCGGGAGUUCUCCCCUUUGCAGGCAGACCUGGAGGUGGCCGGGUUCUUGAUUGAGGUGCUGUACAACUACUACCCUGCGCGCACUGGGAAGGUGCUUUUGGUCGGGGCGCCGGACUUGUUCAAGGCCUUCUGGGACAACAUCAAGCCCUUGCUGGGAAGGUAUUCCAAGCUCGCGGACUUUGUCACGGUGGAGGAGCUGCGGCACUACUUCCACCCGGGCCUCGAGCCGCCCGAGUUCGCCUCCGCCUCAGCCACCGCCCGCCGUGGCCUCGGCGCGCUCGGCGGACUCGGCGUCGGCGUCGGAAGCCUCGGGGCGGCGGUGCUGGCGGGGUGCUGGGCCCAACGAGGCCGGGCGAGGAAGAUCUGA